AUGACCGUCAAUGAAGCGCCAGAGCAUAUGGCUCCAUCGCCAACAGUCAUUUCAACGACACGUGAGAAUCAGAAUGAGAAUGAAACCAAACACGAUAUCCCAGCCCGUGAUCUUGAAUAUGUGGCGCAAAUCAGAGCAGCCAUUGCGAACCAGAGCAUCGCAGCGCAGGCGCGACGAGAACGAGAACGCCAACACCAACUGGAGAAUGAACUCAGUCCCGUCCCCUCUGAAAUGAGGGCAGACGGGAUCGUCGCCCCACCUUCUUCACCAUGGAACCCUGGUGAGAAGCGAUCAUCGUCGCCGACGACAUCGUUGAAUGUCCUGACGGUUAAGGCGAAAGACGGAGUCACAAGUCUGAUCAAUAAAGGGAGGGGAGCAAUUUCGAGAAGAACGGGUAGGACAAGUCGGCGGUCUCUCGCUAGCAAGAUGUCCAAGACGUCGAAGGUACUCAAAUCCAAGGUUAUGGGUGCGAAGAAGAGACCGGUAUCCUUGUCGAGAAGACAAUCGAGUUUGUCGAUUACUCGACCAUCCAACCCGAUUGUCACGAUAUCUCCUCCUCUCUCCCCUUUUUCUCGUUUGAUUGACGACGUCAAUCCAUUCGAAAUGGAUGAUUCAGAUGCCGCAACUCUGAUAGGCGAUACUGACAAUGUCGACGAAACUUCCCUCCUCCUUAAAUCCGAGAAGACAGCUUCCAAAUAUGAUUUACCCACCGGAAUGAAACACCAUGAGACUCGGUCCUUACCAGGUCAAUUGCAGUCCAAGUUUCGCACGUCGAUGAGCCGAUUCUUGAACGGAGCCGAGAUAUUAUCGGUACAUGCGAGUCAUGGUCUUUUGGGUCGAAAGUCGACGUUGCGUCGUUGGUCGAGGUUGUGA
This is a messenger RNA of Exophiala mesophila, 873 nucleotides long. RefSeq lists its product as uncharacterized. The coding region runs from base 1 to 873 and encodes 290 amino acids. The record is from RefSeq and is a predicted model, not a curated record. The transcript has a single exon. Lineage: Eukaryota; Fungi; Ascomycota; Eurotiomycetes; Chaetothyriales; Herpotrichiellaceae.